AUGACGGAUCAGGAGGAAGAGAGUCUCUUCCCAAUCGCUAUUCUCAUUGACGAAUUAAAAAAUGAGGAUAUAUCAACUCGCCUAGCCAGUUUCAAGAAGCUCUCAACAAUUGCUUUGGCACUUGAACCUGAACGAACACGCAAUGAAUUCAUUCCUUUUCUAACUGAGUCAAUUUAUGACGAAGAUGAAAUUCUUUGUGAGCUCGCAGAUCAGUUAGGCAAAUUUGUCCCUUUGGUUGGCGGCCCGGAAUACGUUUCCUGCUUGUUGCCGCCUUUGGAGGGCUUGGCCUCGACGGAAGAAACCGUAGUUCGACAGAAAGCUGUCGAUACACUUAGACUCCUUGCAGGAAGCUUUUCAGACGAAGAUCUGGAGGCUCAUUUUCUACCAAUGAUAGAGCGCCUUGCGACUGGUGAAUGGUUUACUAGCCGUAUAUCUGCCUGCGGUCUCUAUCCAGCAGUGUACAGGCGUGCAUCACCGAGGACUGCUGCAGAUCUGCGAAAUCAGUUCCGUCAGCUGUGUAACGAUGACACCCCUAUGGUGCGUCGCUCCGCGGCCAUCAACCUCGGGGAGAUGGCCUCCUGUCUAGAUCUGAACACACUUCGAUCUGAGUUCCUCCCCGUUCUUACUAACAUAAUACAGACAGACGACCAAGAUUCGGUCCGUCUUUUAGCCAUCAAUGCCUGUGUGGCCUUUGCUGAGGCUCUGCCUACCGAAGAUACCCAAAAGUCCCUUAUGCCCUUGGUGCGUGAGGCUGCGCAGGAUAAGUCCUGGCGGGUUCGUUACCAACUUGCCGAUCGUCUAACAGAUCUCCAAUCGGCCGUGGGUCCAGUCGUCACUAACGACUUUCUUGUGGACGUAUACCAGAUUCUUCUCAAGGACGCCGAAGGCGAAGUUAGAGCUGCCGCCGCGAGCAAGCUGAAGGUCUUUGCCACUGCACUCUCUCCGGCUGAGACCCGCGAGUCGAUUAUCAUGAAGACUUUGCUACCAAUCAUUCGGGAAAUGGUCAGUGAGACCAACAUGCAGGUCAAGACGGCCUUGGCCGGCGUGAUCAUGGCUCUCGCGCCUCUUCUUGGAAAGGAUAAUACAAUCGAGCACCUACUUCCAAUGUUCUUGGUCCAAUUGAAGGAUGAAAAUCCAGAUGUCCGACUGAACAUUAUUUCAAAUUUGGAAUGUGUGAAUCAGGUCAUGGGUAUCACUCAGCUUAGUCAAUCACUCCUUCCGGCUAUUGUGGAGUUGGCGGAGGACUCGAAGUGGCGAGUGCGCCUUGCCAUAAUUGAGUACAUGCCUCUACUUGCGAGUCAACUGGGAAUCCAGUGUUUCAAUGAGCAACUCACAAAUCUGUCCCUUAACUGGCUCGUAGACAACGUCUACGCCGUCCGUGAGGCUGCCGUCGCCAACCUCCGAAACCUCAUGGACAAAUUCGGCAUUGAGUGGGCCAAUAGCCAGGUUGUGCCCAAGCUCAUCCAGUUGGCUCACGAUCCGAACUACCUCCACCGGAUGAUAUGUCUAGCGGCGUUGCGUGAGCUCGGCCUAGCUGACGUCUGCCAUUCCGAGAUGCUUCCCAAAAGCCUCUUGCCGACCAUCACCCAGCUCAGUGCCGACGCUGUUCCUAAUGUUAGAUUUAAAGUUGCUCAAGUCCUAGGGAAGCUCGGCCCUUUCCUAGACACUAGCGCAAUGCAGAAUUACGUAAAGCCUACUCUUGAGAAGUUGGGUGCUGACCCAGACACAGAUGUCAUUUUCUACGCCAAGGAAGCCUACGAAUCUCUCGCCAUUGCCGCGCGAUGA
Molecule: messenger RNA, 1785 nt
Organism: Mesocestoides corti
Lineage: Eukaryota; Metazoa; Platyhelminthes; Cestoda; Cyclophyllidea; Mesocestoididae
Source: the annotation of a GenBank genome assembly